This is a messenger RNA of Loa loa (African eye worm), 2483 nucleotides long. RefSeq names its product KH domain-containing protein, variant. Gene Ontology annotation, biological process: regulation of DNA-templated transcription. Gene Ontology annotation, molecular function: mRNA binding. NCBI's taxonomy places the organism in Eukaryota, Metazoa, Nematoda, Chromadorea, Rhabditida, Onchocercidae. Gene Ontology annotation, cellular component: nucleus; cytoplasm. The transcript has 12 exons. The record is from RefSeq and is a predicted model, not a curated record. Bases 547 to 2295 code for a protein of 582 amino acids.
CCGCUGUGAAAAGAUUAACAUUCAAAGUUAUGAGAUCGAAUCAGGCUGAAUGCCUUCUGCAUAAUGAUGAUGAUGAUGAUGAUGAUGAUAAUUUGGUUCUGAAAAUUUGUUGUCUGGAAUGAAAUAAAAACUGUUUGCCAUAUGUGCAGUACUUCGAUUUUUAUCGUAAGUUUGAUGUUACGUGACAGUUUUUCUUAGAAGAAGAUGCUUAUUUAUAGAUUUUCAUUCAUGGUAUCAUAAGUGAUGAUUGUACAUGCAUUUAUAGUAUAUGUUCAUAUUUUGCUUGUUAUGUUUAGCUCGCUGCUUCUUCACAUUCGAAUCCACAGAAACGACCGAAUUCGGACGAUUCAUCUAACCGUACGUACCAGUGAUUCACUUGUUAUUUUGCAUAUUAUGCGUAAAUGUUAUGGGAGAAGUGAAAUGAUGCGUUAAACAGUCACACUUUCAUAUUAGGAAGUUAUUGCGUUGAGACGUUCCGUUUUUGAUCGGUGUAAUACGCGUUUAUACGUGUAUCCAACCAAAAGGGUCAAUAUCACUGGCAACACAAUGGACAUGGGCGGAAGCAUGCAAAUUUCAACACUUGGAGGUCCAGGCCAUGUUGGAGCAGGAGGUAUGCCGCCAGUCGGAAGUGUCGGAGAAGUUGUUAUGGAAACAAUGGAGGUUCCCGACCACUGUGUUGGCCUUGUGAUUGGCCGUGGUGGUGAGCAAAUAUCGCAGAUUCAGUCACAAACCAACUGUCGCGUACAAAUGUCACCGGAAUCAGAUGGGAAUAACAUGCGUCAAUGCACUUUGCAAGGCAGUAAAAUGUCUGUAGAUCGCGCAAGGGCGAUGAUAAAUGAGGUAAUAGCUCGAGCGGGUAAUCGUCCUCCGCCAAACCGUACAGGCCAUUUUGACGGUGGUAUACCCGUUGGUACUGGGCGUCAGAUAACGCAAGAAAUGUUUAUUCCUGGUGCAAAAUGCGGCCUUGUUAUUGGAAAAGGAGGAGAAACAAUAAAAAAUAUUCAGGAACAAACUGGUGUCAAGAUGGUCAUGAUACAAGAGAAUCAAGAAAGUGGAGGACAACCGAAACCUUUGCGUAUUACUGGUGAUCCUGAAAAAGUCGAGAAUGCUCGAAGAAUGGUUGAAGAAAUUUUACAGUCACGUGAGGAUCAUCCACCUGGACAUUUCGGUUUCCCUGGAUCAUUCGGAAUAGGGGGAGGACAGCGUUCUAUUGGCGAAGUAAUUGUUCCGCGUGCUUCUGUUGGUAUGAUCAUUGGGAAAGGUGGGGAGACGAUCAAACGCCUUGCUGCUGAAUCAGGAGCUAAAAUCCAGUUUAAACCUGAUGAUGAUCAGACAACGCAGGAGCGGUGCGCUGUCAUACAGGGCACUGCCGAACAAAUUGCAAAAGCGACUCAGUUCAUUUCUGAACUCGUCAAAAAGAGUGGCGCGGCAGGUGGUGCGGAAAUGUUCUACAUGCACGUUCCAUCGAACAAAACAGGAUUGGUGAUUGGUAAAGGAGGAGAAACAAUUAAACAGAUAUGCGCGGAAAGUGGCGCACAUGUUGAAUUAUCGCGAGAUCCACCGCCGAAUGCAUCCGAGAAAGUUUUCAUCAUAAAGGGAACUCCUUAUCAGAUCCAUCAUGCACAACACAUUAUCCGUAUCAAGGUUGGUGACAUUGCUCCAGGAACGCCAGUACCACAAUUUCAUGGACAAGGGGGUCCAGGGGCGGGUGGUGAUGCAUUUGGAGUUGGACAUAACACUGUACCAAGUGCUCCUCAAGGAUACGGUAAUGGUAAUUCACAAUUUGCUGGUGCUGGUAUUGCGGGGCAAGCAGGAGCGCAGUGGAACACCACUUUUGGUCAUCAGCAAAGUGAUCCCGGACAAGCUGCUUGGAAUCAGCAAUAUUACGGACAACAAGGACAACAACAACCUGGUUAUCAGCAGGGAGCCUAUGCGACCCAGUAUCAGCAACCAGCACAGCCGCAACCGCAGCCAGCCCAGACAAGUGCAGCUCCAGCAGUGAAUCCGCAAACAGGUCAGCCUGAUUAUAGUGCACAGUGGGCAGAGUAUUAUCGUAGUAUGGGUAUGCACGAACAGGCGGCCGUUAUUGAAAAUCAGUUGAAGCAGAAUGCUGCUGCCGCUGCUGCUGCUGCUGCUGCUGCUGCUGCUGCACAGCAACCAGCUGCACAAGCAAGACCUCAGCAACCGGGAUAUGGUGCUUACGGUGCUCAGCCAAUUACAGCGCAGAAUCAGUUCAGUUACGGAGCACCACAAGCACAACCCCAGGGAGGUUAUCAAUUCCAACAACAAUACUGAAGCAGUAAUGAUGAGAAUUGAAAGUUGGCGUGUUUUAUUAUUUUAUUAUCUCUGAUUCUUCAUUCUUUUCCUUAAAUCCAUCUUAUCUGACACAUUCAAGUAGGGACAGGUCGUCAGUUCUUCGAGAAGUACAACACAGUGUUUGCUGUUGGAUAAUACAUGAUUUUGAUGAAUAUAUGGUGUUCGCC